Molecule: messenger RNA, 2720 nt
Organism: Radiomyces spectabilis
Lineage: Eukaryota; Fungi; Mucoromycota; Mucoromycetes; Mucorales; Radiomycetaceae
Product: bacterial low temperature requirement A protein-domain-containing protein
Exons: 13
Coding region: 195-2468 (757 amino acids)
Source: RefSeq, a predicted model, not a curated record
GAGCGCUUCUUCAAGGCAUUCCCUAUUUUAUAUUUUUUUACACCGAAUAAGUGAACCGCAACGCAUGUACAACCUUCCACAAUGGCGGGCUAUUACCUAAAUCUAAUGAAUAGAAGCCGAGGAAAAAAAAAGUAUAUAUAUCCCACAGCUGUAGAACAUCGAGUGCCUCUGUUUGCCACUUUCUGGGUUCCCGCAUGUCACUUAACACUCAUGGAUAUCAACGAGGGCCCGCUUUUGCUGGUCCUGCUCGGCAAAGGCACCAUCGACGCCCCAGCCACAAGAGCAACGACGACGUCGAAACUGGAACAAUCAUGGAGGAUGACGGAGGCAUCGAAAUCCAGGAUAGCGCUUUGACGCCCACAGCAUCCAGAUCGUCUGUAUCCAUGUCUUCACGUAUCCACCAUCAUCUUCAUCAACAUGAAGGCCUCACGGCUCCUCUUCACGAUCGGGCGGGUCGACCUAUUCGUCGGCACGGUACCGAAACUUUUGGUGAACUCCUUCUUCAUCCUCUUAAAGAAUUGGACCUUCAUCGUCAGCGUUUACAAGAGUAUCAGGAAGAACGUAAAGAAUGGGAUGAAAAGCAUCCACAAGCUUCAAAUGCCCCUGAAGCAGUUAUACCAGAGAUAAGAGUACUACCUGAAGAAGAAAAACCGUCAGUAAGAACGAUUAUUCAUUUCCGUCACCUCAUGGGCGACCAAAGCCUUCGUAUUACCAGCCAAAUUGCCGAUCAACUUAAAGAACCGCUUUCACUGCAAGACGAUGAGCUGUUGAAGCUGUACAGCAUCAAGGACACGGAUAAACUCAUCGAGUUUUUCCACAAAACCAAAAGAGAGUAUUCUCUGAAAAUUCAUAAAACAAUGGAUGUGCGUGCAGAAAUCAAUGCAAAGAAAGAAGAAGUGGCGCAACUUCGCGAAGAACUCGAAUCAAAGAAGGAACAGCUGAAAGAACAAAUUAAAUCCAAAGAAAUGGUUGUCGAUCCACAGCACCCCACCAAGGGACCGCCAGAGGAUGAAAAAUUGGAUGAGAAAGGAGAAUUUCCGAAAGACAACAUAGUCAAUCUGAACGCCAAUGUAUUUUUGGAAUUCAAAUUCUACUGGCCAGAAGGGGAUCCCACUAAAACAGCCGAAAAAACGCGUCGACCCAUCUUUGUCAUACCGGAUCCAGAUUUAUCAGAUGACAUUGGCGAAGAAAGUUCGGCUACCUGGGUAGAACUGUUCGCUGAUGUGUUCUAUGUCGGAUGGCUUAGCACCUUUACACACGCAAAUCACAUCGUUGACGGUCAGACCCUUGGCAAAUAUGCUGCAUGGUUUGUUGUGAUGUGGUGGACCUGGUGUUCUAGCGCGUUGUAUUCUUCUCGUUACGAUACCACAGAUGUUAUGCAUCACAUCUAUAAAAUUGUGGAACUGUGCGGUCUCAUUGGUAUGGCAGGUGCCAGUAACGUUUACUGGGAAACCCCUCGUGGUUUCAUUAUCGGAUAUAUGGUCAUGAAGGCGGUACUGCUCGUCGAAUACUCAGUGGUGUUGUGGGCUUCGAUCAUGUCCGGCUCUUUCGCCAAGAAACCGCUUAGUGCUUAUGUUGCUGUGAACAUGCUGUCCAUUCUUUUAUGGGGUAUUUCGCUCAUGUUCACUGCCAAAUUGAGCGCUCGAUUCGCGCUGUGGUAUGUCAGCAUCUUUAUCGAAGUCGUCGUCAACAUGCUAUUGAAACAUAACAAGCAAGUAUCAUUGGCGGCAAGCCAUCUCGGUGAGCGAUUUGGUUUAUUCACGAUCAUUGUGCUUGGCGAAAACUGUAUGGGUUUCAUCAAAAUGGUUGCUGAAUCAGAUUCAGAGGUCCGAGUGGUAGUAGCGAACAUGUUUGGUGUGGUCAUCAUUUUUACCUACUUUUUCAUGUAUUUCGAUGAUUUCAGUGCAGAGGUUUUAUCGGAAGUCGAAAUGAGUCAAAUAUGGAUGUAUCUUCACUUCCCCCUGCACUUGUGCCAGGUGGCGUUUGGUAUUGCCCUGACAGAUACUAUUACUAUUUAUCGGAAUCGUUGGGACGAUCCAGUAAAUGGAACAGCCAAUAUGGCGCAUUCAUGCGCUGGAAUUGAGUCUACCCUUGGCGAACACAGCGCUAAUGCCUUGAGCCGCUCGCUGAUAUCCGCUUUACGGAUGGCUGCCGCGCCGAUUUUCGCCGCACCUGAAGGUGGACACGCAGAGGAAGCAGAAUGCGAAGAAAUUCAUAAUAUCAACUUUGUGUACAAAGCGUUCUGGGUUUCCGGUGGAUUGAUCCUGUGUGUCAAUGCUUUGAUUAAACUCGUAAAUACGCCUGUUGCAGCCAAAUGGUCACGGCUGAUCUGCGCGUCCCGCGUGCUGAAUGCCAUUGUAUUCUUUGCUUUAACGGCAACCACGCAUGAAAAUAUGGACGGACUAAAGAUGCUUGGUGUCAUGAUGGCCUGUCUUUUAUUCCAAUCUGCGGUGGACUUGUUGGAUUAGAAUAGGAGUACCUGCACGAUUCCUGUCCUUCAAACAACUUAUUUUAUCGACCAAUUGUAGUCAUCAUUUACCCAUACUUAGACGAUACCUUUAGGCUUUUAUCUUAUAUCCUUCUUUGCAAGAAACCACCAAAAAAAUUUUGCUUCUAGAUUGUUUAAACAAUGGAACUCUCCUGAUCGGACAUAUAAAGUGAAACCAUGCUAUCGCACGGCGUGUGUGUCCCUUUUCCAGAGAGUGAUGGAAAUAAGGCUC